UCACCAUUUUGUAGGCGUGGUUUACAAAAAAAGCUGACUAUUUUGGGGAGGACAACAAGCUCACUUUCUUCUUCUUUUAUUUCUCUAAUCUAGUCCUAAUACUUCACAGUUCACAACAAUGUCUAGUGUCUUUGAAAGCUACGAAGGACAAUUCUCUACUAUUACGGCUGACAUAACGGCCAGGAUAGGGAAAAUACCAAAUCUAAUUGGGACCGAAAAGAAGACCGCUAUCGGUGUUGUACAGGGUAACAUUGACGAAGCUGGAGAAUUGCUUGACCAGAUGGAUCUAGAAAUCCAUGACGUACCACAAGACAACAGGGGAGCUGCUAAAAAACGCCUAACGUCUUAUAAACAUGAGCUAGAGAGACUCAAGAAGGAAUUUCGUCAGUCACAAGUUGCUCUUGGUGAUGAGACGUCCAUGAGAAAAGAAUUAUUUGAUAGAGAGGAGCUAUACACUUCAGAGGAUCAUAGGGCAAGGCUUCUUGAUAAUACAGAGAGACUAGCAAAAACAUCAGAUACACUUGAAGAUGGCUACAGGAUUGCAAAGGAAACUGAAACGAUUGGACUAGACAUCAUUGACAACCUUCAGGGUGACAGGGACACUAUAAACAGGAUCAGAGGGAGGCUUCGUGACACAGACUCAGAGAUCAGUAAAGGAGGUCGUGUUAUUCGUAGAAUAGGGAGACGUAUUGUACAGCAUAAGAUAAUUCUUGCUGUAGUGAUACUGGUAAUAUUGGUCAUCAUAGGCCUAUUGAUAUUUGGCAUUGUCAAGAUACACCAAAAAACUUCAUCAAAGUGAUACAUACUGCCCCUCUUUCUCUCUACCCUUUCAAAGAUUAUGGAUAACUCUGCCGAGAUUUAUGUAUUAUUAAUAAAUAUUAAUUUGAUUCUUGUUUAUAAUUAUUAUUAUGUUUACAUGUUUGUUUAUUGUGCAUGUUGUAUGGCUAUCAUUUAUUAAUUGUAAUCAUUAUUAUUAUUAUUUUAUUUUAUUAUGAUUGAAUGAGUAUAACUAUAAUUCUCGUAUUAUCAA
Molecule: messenger RNA, 1030 nt
Organism: Amphimedon queenslandica
Lineage: Eukaryota; Metazoa; Porifera; Demospongiae; Haplosclerida; Niphatidae
Product: vesicle transport through interaction with t-SNAREs homolog 1A-like
Exons: 7
Coding region: 119-799 (226 amino acids)
Biological process (GO): intracellular protein transport; Golgi to vacuole transport; vesicle fusion with Golgi apparatus
Cellular component (GO): Golgi apparatus; endoplasmic reticulum membrane; late endosome membrane
Molecular function (GO): SNAP receptor activity; SNARE binding
Source: RefSeq, a predicted model, not a curated record